This is a messenger RNA of Manis javanica (Malayan pangolin), 3988 nucleotides long. It is a transcript of the gene MSANTD2, whose product is annotated as Myb/SANT DNA binding domain containing 2. The record is from RefSeq and is a predicted model, not a curated record. NCBI's taxonomy places the organism in Eukaryota, Metazoa, Chordata, Mammalia, Pholidota, Manidae.
UUGGAGAGGAAGUGGGAAGGCUCCAAUCUGUUCCUCACACCGGCGCCCUCAUGCCCCCGCCCUUCUGUUCAGCGCGGGCCUUCGGCGCGCCGGCCCCCCGGCCCUCGGCCCGCGAGCGGGGCGGCCGGCGCGGGAGGGCUCGCGGAGACAGGCCGGGGCGAGCGGCCCACCUCCGGCCCGCAGCAGGGGCGCGAGGCCGCCCGCCCCCCGGCGAGCCAGGCCCGAGGGCGACCCCGGAGACUCAGGCGGCCGGAUGUGCGGGAACGUCAUUUCCGGGCGGUGCAGCGGCGGCCGCUUGGAAGAUGGCUGCGCCCUGUGGCUCGGAGCUGCCCGCCAACUCGCCGCUAAAAAUCCCGAAGAUGGAGGUCCUUUCCCCGGCUUCUCCUGGUGGCCUGAGCGACGGAAAUCCAUCGCUGUCCGACCCGUCCACGCCUCGGGAUGCCUCCCCGCUCGGGCCGGGCAGUGCGGCGGGCUCGGGGGCAGCGGCGUCCGGGGGUCUCGGGCUGGGGCUGGGGGGCCGCAGCGCCGCCUCGUCCUCGGUCUCCUUCUCUGGUGGCGGCGGCGGCGGGGCUGCGGCAGCCGCCGCCGCCGCCUGCCGGGGCAUGUCGUGGACGCCGGCCGAGACGAACGCGCUCAUCGCAGUGUGGGGCAACGAGCGGCUGGUGGAGGCGCGGUACCAGCAGCUGGAGGGAGCCGGCACGGUGUUCGGCAGCAAGGCCCCCGGGCCGGCCAUGUACGAGCGCGUGUCCCGGGCCCUGGCCGAGCUGGGCUACGAGCGGACCCCGUCCCAGUGCCGGGAGCGCAUCAAGCUGGUUCGAUGCCCCGAACUGAAUGCUGAGCUCCAGCUGUGGCCUCACCGGUGCUGAAUAGAGAGGAAGAGCCACCUUCAUAGCUUACAUGCAAUGAUUCUCCAAGAAAGCCAAAGCGAGGUUCUUGCUGGGUUUGGUACGGCUGUGAAAUGGGAAGGAAGGCCUCACUUUUCCUGGGCACUGGAGCAAUAUCUCAACCACAGGUGAGAGUAGGUUUCUAAGCUGGUUUAUUUAGGACUGUCAACACAUACAAUUAUCUAAUUCUAUGCCUUGGUUAAUCAUUUAGGAUAUAGAAAGUAUAACCUUUUCUGAUUUAUUAUGGGUGAUAAAAAUUGGAAGGUCUCCAUGAUCUUUUAUCCAUUUCUAAAAAUCCCUCUAGUUUAACUAAAUUCUAGUGUUACUUCGAGUGGCAGUCAAGCUGAUGUUUGAGUUCUUACUAUUUUUAUUUUAUGUCUUAGUUGAUAUGUCCUAUUUAAACAGCCUCUCCUUGGAUCUGUGGUCUUUACUGAACCCAGAAACUACCUCUUAUGUGGAUUUUUGUCCUGAGAGAGUUAAAAUCAAUUUGAAAAUCUUUUAAAUGUUAUUUCAAUACCUCAAAUUCCUAUCAUAUGGACUUAGAAGUUACCAUUUUUCUUCAGACCCCUACUAGUUAUUUUACAAAUCGGCAUAUCACACUAUUAAAGUGUAUUAUAAAAGUAUACUACAAAAUAAGAGGUGGCAAGAUCUGUUAGCCUUUCUUGAUGAAAUAUGAAAUACAUCAUCUAUUCUUCCUUCUCUAAAACCAUUAGAUAUUGCUAGUUUCCUUACUCACAAUUCCAUUAAGUGAAAUUAUAAGCUCAAUUUGGUGGUUUCAAGAAAGUAAAUUUUUUUCUGUGGUUUCCCACCAUGUAUAUUGUCAAAGCUAGGUGGCUUUGCUUAUGCCUGUGUCACAUCCUGAGAAGUAUGGCACCUUUCUUCAAAGAAACGUUAGUUUUAUUCCUUGACUUCUGAAAUAACCCUCAGUGGCAGAUCCAACUGGGUUCUUUUGUGCGCUGAGUGCUUUUCUCUAGGCAGUCAGUCAGCAGUGAGCAGUGGUGUGGUUUCCAUCUCCAUUUAUGGCCUUGGGAAGCCAAAAGGGACAUGGCCGGACUCUCCAUUUACGGUGCUUGGAGGAGUUGACAAGAGUGGUUGGGGUGUUCUUGCAGAAAGGAGACAUUGUGAGAUAAAAAUAAAUUGGCAGGAGAUGUUUGCAAUUCAAAUUCCAAUCCCUGCAGGGAGGGCAGAGGGCACUGGGAGAGCGGAGCCUGUGGGAAGUCAGAGGAGUUCUGCUGCGGGCCGUUGUCUCCUUCCAUUGGAAGGGCUGCCCGAGUCCAUUUCUGACUUGUUCUAGAAAGUUUUGUGUUAGGUGGUUGUGACUGUCCUUUACAGAGAGAAGAAGGACUACUUUUUAACGGUGUAGUAUCAGAAAUCUCAGUUCUUUAUGGCAUCAUUUGAGGCACCAGAAGAGAUCUCAAGAAAGGGGGAACGAGGCAGGUGCCCACGCAGGGGCAGGCUGGCUGGUUUUAGGACCAGAUGCCAAUCGCGGCUCUACUUGUGUCUGAGGAAGAUCAUUCAUGUCUUGCUUUAAUGAUUCCUUGUGCUAAUCUGGAUUUCUGACCUCAAGGGACAGAUCUGCAAAGUAUUUGACAGAGUGUCUUCUUAUAGUUUGUCAGCUAUGAUUUCAUUAUACUGACCUUUCAUGGAGCAUCUAUGAAGAUUACUAAGAGUUGUUUUAGUUUGGUGAGAAUAGGUGAUAUAUUGACUUAUGGAAAGUAAGCUCGCAUUGAGGAUAAAGGAGAAAUGUAUAUUCUGGCUAAUGGGUAUAAAUUAAGUCUGAGGUGAGCUGGUUUUGUGCUGUUGAGUUGGAAAGUAUUUGAAGUCACCAGGGCUUGUCUCUCAAGAAAAUUCUCAGGGUGAAACCCAGUAAAGCAGAAGGGAGAUUAGAAGGAACGAAGGGAGACAGAGAUGGAGUAGAGACUGACUGUAACUAAAAUUGGAAGCUUGGACUAAGUCCUCAAUUUGUCUCUUGAAAUACCACAUAAAAUAGCAUACGAUGUACUAUUAAACUGAGGAAACUGGGCUAAUCGUCAGAAAUAAUGCGCUAGAAGACCACGAAGAACAUUGAAGUGUUGUGCAAGAUAAUAAAUUACCCAGGUUUCAUCUGUGGACUUGCAUAAUGGUAUUUAUUUGCUCUGUGCCACGAGGCAGAAGAAGAAAAACACCCCUCCACCUCACUCCCCCAAGAGAAGAAAUGAUUGGCCUCAUCUGUUGCUUUGUUUAGCUGGCAGUCGGAGUUGGUAGGAUAGACUAGUAUCCUUGGCUGAUCUUGAGAUGUAAGGUAUUAGGUAUUGUUUCUUGACAAUUGAGGUUUGAGACUGGGAGUCUGUAGUGUUACUGAUGGAUCUCUUUCAAAUUUUAGCAACUUCCCCAAAGACAGAGUGAGUUAGUAAGGAAUAUGGGCUAUGUAAGUAAUAUGUUUUAUUAGCUAGUUUGUUUGAGCAAUUGUUUUUACCCUGUAUUCCUUCUUAAUCAAGAGUAAGGAUGGUUAUCUUUACUUUGGGAAAUUCUUCUUUCUGUCCUCCCUUCCCUCACUUUUUCCAAAUUCUGGGCACAAUAGCAGCUCCUUCUCUUCUGUGGCAGGUGUGCAUCCUAUUGGCUGGCUGGUAUUUCUUGUUUUCUUUUUUUUUUUUCUUAUUCUUUUUAAAUGGGGGUGGGGGUAUAAAAUAUGUGUAUGGGGUACAUGCAAUAAUGUUGUAAUGUUUUUUUGUUGUUUAAUGAAUAAUUAAUUGCAAAAUAAUUGUUUGAAUUAUAAUGUUUGAGUAAAUGCUAAAUUAGUUUUUUUCUAAUAUAAUAAUGAAUUUGAAAUCUAGCAUUCCUGUAACAAUGUGUCUGUGUUUGUCUGUCUGUGUCUGUCUAAUAGUCAUUAAUAUCUGUGGUCCGUACCUGGAAGAGGAAGUACAGCUUUAAAGGAAUAACAAAAGACUUUGUGUCUUAGACCCUUCGCAGGUGUUACAGUCGGGUGAAAGAACAUGGUGUUGGGAAAAGAAAGAGCAGUUACACAUUUGAACAGUUGGAACAGGUGUUUGGUCAGGGAGGAUGGGAUGCUCAGCCCUGCCAGCCUGUACUUAUUAACAGUAGUGGCUUGUACCAGGAGCUGGAGU